AUGAAGCUCACAGUCACCCUCACUCUGGUCAUGCUAGCUCUCUGCUGCAGCCCUGCUUCUACAGACGUAUGCCCAGCCUUUCUACAAGUCAUUGAAACCAUCUUCUUGGGCACCCUCUCCACUUACCAAGCUGCCGUGCAACCUUUCAGCCCUGAUAAAGACAUGCAAGAUGCGGGGAUCCAGCUGAAGAGGCUGGUGGACACCCUGCCCCAGCAGGCCAAGGACAGCAUCCUAAAGCUCACGGAAAAAAUAGUCAGAAGCCCACAGUGUACUCAGGAGUUAGGAAUCCAAAGCCCAUCAGAUUUAGAAGCUGAAGAUUCCCAAACGCUGAAGCUCCUGCCACAGCCGCUGGCUUCCUGA
This is a messenger RNA of Galeopterus variegatus (Sunda flying lemur), 360 nucleotides long. RefSeq names its product secretoglobin, family 1A, member 1 (uteroglobin) (gene SCGB1A1). Gene Ontology annotation, cellular component: cytoplasm. The transcript is spliced from 3 exons. The coding region runs from base 1 to 360 and encodes 119 amino acids. NCBI's taxonomy places the organism in Eukaryota, Metazoa, Chordata, Mammalia, Dermoptera, Cynocephalidae. Gene Ontology annotation, biological process: signal transduction. The record is from RefSeq and is a predicted model, not a curated record.